AUGGCGACGACGCAGAACGGCAGCAGCGCUCCCGACAACGAUGUACACGCCGGCGUUGAUAGCGAGGUCAACAGAGAGUCUCUCAUUCGCAGGUCCUGGCAUGCCGUAUUCUCUCCUUUUUCCUCGACUGCACUUGCUUCUCUACCCAAACUUCGCCGGCCUCAACGCUACUUGCGCGCAGAUGAUAUACCAGCAACGGACCCAAAUGCUGAAGGCGAAAGGCCGACUGUUCGCGACUAUCAUUCUAUCAACACAGUCCCCCCCAAUGUUCGGGUGCCAAAGAAGAUUGCGACGUCGGUGAAGGUGGAAGGGAAAGUUUGGUUUGCGAAUGAGAGAACAUGGAUAGCAUGGUUGAACAUCUCAGUUCUCCUCGCAGCGCUCGCGCUCGGUCUCUUCAAUGCCUCGAAGGACGAUAUUGCUCGCCAGUUCGCAUACGUUUACGCUUUUAUCAGCGUUUGCGUUCUGGUGUACGGCUAUUCGAUAUACCAACAUCGUAUCAGUAUGAUUCGUCGGAGGGAUCCAGGGCAUUUUGAUGCUCUCGCUGGUCCUAUCAUCCUCAGCAUUGCUCUCUUCAUCGCCGUGCUCGCCAAUUUCGUUAUUCGAGUACGCGAGCUACAGAAGCGAGAUAUCCCUAUUCCGGGCUCUGAUCUCUUGGCUUACUUCUUGGAAAAAGCCCGUUUUGACAACUUCUCCUAUCCAACGACACACCAACAACUCUAG
Messenger RNA from Cyclocybe aegerita, 720 nucleotides. The record is from the annotation of a GenBank genome assembly. NCBI's taxonomy places the organism in Eukaryota, Fungi, Basidiomycota, Agaricomycetes, Agaricales, Hemipholiotaceae.